Molecule: messenger RNA, 3802 nt
Organism: Hydractinia symbiolongicarpus
Lineage: Eukaryota; Metazoa; Cnidaria; Hydrozoa; Anthoathecata; Hydractiniidae
Product: structural maintenance of chromosomes protein 6-like
Exons: 31
Coding region: 152-3391 (1079 amino acids)
Biological process (GO): double-strand break repair via homologous recombination
Cellular component (GO): nucleus; site of double-strand break; Smc5-Smc6 complex
Molecular function (GO): damaged DNA binding; single-stranded DNA binding
Source: RefSeq, a predicted model, not a curated record
AAACAUGUCUGGUAUUGAUCGAUCAGAUCAAAUGCUCUCGUAUUAUUCUGGAUUGAGGAAAACAAUCAGAUGGUACAAAAAGGUCGGCGUCGUGCCGCACCGCAAGAAACUGCGUUUUCAAUGUGAAUUUAGCUUUAGGUAAAUAUAAAACAUGGCAUCAAGGAAGAGAUCGCUGAGAGAUGAAGAGCCAAUACCUAAGAAGCGAAAAGUAACUGCAGAAGAAGUAUCACAAGAAGAUGCGUCCUUGCUACCAGAUUUUGAAGUUGAGGGUGAGGCUGAAGUUGGUAUUGUGGAAAAAAUUUCUCUUACCAAUUUCAUGUGCCAUAAAAAGCUAGAAGUUUCUCCUGGUGCAAAUGUUAACUUCAUUAUUGGAAGAAAUGGAAGUGGAAAGAGUGCCAUAUUGACAGGUUUAAUUGUUGGACUUGGAGGCAAAGCAAAUAUGACAAGUCGUGGAAAUUCGCUAAAAGGAUUUAUCAAGGAAGGAUGCCAGUACUGCUCAGUGGUAAUAAAAUUACGAAAUAAAGGUCCUGAUGCUUAUAAUCCAAAGGCCUAUGGUGAAGCAAUAACUGUUGAGAGAAGAAUAACUUCUGAUGGUAGUGGCAGCUACAAAAUUAAGUCAGCAGAGGAUAAAGUUAUAUCGACAAAGAGAGAUGAAUUGGUGACUAUACUGGAACAAUUUAACAUACAGAUCAAUAACCCUGUGUCUAUCUUAACACAAGAUACAGCCCGAUCAUUCCUUAAUACAUCUGACCCAAAAGACAAAUAUACUUUUUUCUUAAAAGCAACACAACUGGAAAACCUAAGUACAAAUUAUCAGAAAACAAUGGAAGAAAAAAUGUUGCACGAAGGUAUUAUUAAAAAAAAGAAACAGGCUCUGACUGAUUUACAUCAGGAGGUCAAAAUUCACAAAGAGAAAUACAAAGACAUGCAGCAACUAGAAGAUAUGAAAGAAAAAAUUAAGUCAUUGCAAAAGGAAUGGGCGUGGUCAACAGUACAAGAAAAAAAAGAUGAGGUAAAGAAAAGGGAAGAAAUUAAAAAUCGGUAUACACAGAAAAUACCAAACUAUGAAAAACAUGUUAACGACAUGUUAAAAAAAGAAGAAGAGAUACAAAAGUUAUAUUCGGAGAAGUCAAAUGAACUAAUGUCCUAUACUGAGGACAUAAACGCUUUAUUAAAUGAAAAAAACAAAUUGCAAUAUGCCCACAAACAGAAAAAACAGGAUCAAAAAAAAGCCUCUAAUAAAUGUAUAAUGACAGAGAGAGAUAUUCGACGUGCAAAAGAUGACAUAAAAUUAAUUUCAAAUAGAAUUGAAGAAAUUAGAAGCAGUAUGCAGCAGGAUUUGGAAGCUGAGCGACAAGAGCGUGAACAGGAUAUUGAAAGAAAAAAAGCUGAACUUCGGGAAUAUGAAUCAAACUUAUCAAAAGACAAUCAUUCGAAGCAACAAUUAGAAUAUGAGAUAAAGAAACACAGAGAUCAGAAGUAUGCUAUGAGUAAAGAUAUUCAAGAUGUCAAAAGAAUAGUUGAAAACAAGCAAAAGAAUCUUUUAGAACUUAAAAACAAUAAGAGAAAUAAAUUAUACCUGUUUGGACAUUCAACAGAAGCAAUUUUAAAAGCUAUUGCAGCAGCUCACAAAGAAGGGAAAUUUCAUCAAAAACCUAUUGGUCCACUAGGAUCACUGAUAAAAUUAAAAGAUUUAAAGUGGGCAAUAGCUGUUGAGGAAUGUAUUAAAAAACCUGUAAUGAUGUCAUAUGCUUGUCACGAUGGUCAUGAUAUGAAGAUACUGAAAGAAAUCUUUAACAGAAUUUCACCUAGAAAACAACCUCAGAUUAUCGUCAGCUCAUUUCAAGACCAUUUUUAUGAUGUAUCACGAAAUAGGCCACAUUCUCGCCACCCUGUUGUUCUGGACAUUUUGGAUAUUGAAAAUCCCAUUGUAUUUAACUCAUUAGUUGACCAGUGUGGAAUCGAGUCUGUGUUAUUGAUAGAAGAUUCUAAAGAAGCGCAGAGAGUAAUGUGGGAUGAAAAACCUCAAAAAGCCUCUAAGGCCUUCUCAAUUAAAGGUCAUCAAAUUAUAGGUGGUAGAUCGUCCAAGUAUUAUCCGUGCAAUAAAGAACGUGCAGAGUUUCUCCAAGGAGAUGUGGCUGGUGUUAUGAGACAAGUUGAAGGAGAGUUGUUGCAGGCACGCCGUGAUUUGAAAAGGUUAAACGAAGAAACCCAAGCUAUUGAUGUUAGCAUCAGACAAAAGAAUAGUGAAUUGGAUCGGUCAAGAAAAGCAUGUUACAGCCACCAAGACAAAAUUAACAAUGUGACGGAGGAGAUAAGAGAACUUGAGUCAUUUGAAGAAGAACAAUUACCAGAUGUCGGAACACUGAUAACAGACCUGAAAGAUUGUGAAGAGAAGCGUAAUACACUUGAACAAAACCUUGUUGAAGAUAAAGUAGUAUUGAAAGAGAGAUCAGAAGAAGUUACAGUGCACCAAGAAGAAUUAAGAAAAUGCAAUGUGAAAUGUGAAGAGGCUAGCGAAAGACUCGAAACUCUGAAAAGCGAAAAUGAUCAGCUGGCCGAAGAACUGACGAAAGUAAAAGGCAAUAAGAAGCAUUAUGCAGACAAAUUCAAAGAAUUGAUGAUAGCUGUAAAGAGAGCCACUGAUGCGUAUGAAGAAAUUAAAGCUGAAUAUGAAAAAACUCGUUCACAAGCGCUGGAAUAUUGUGAAGAAGUGGCGACGAGGAGAACAACUCAAAGUUUGGAGAGCGAAAUUGAAAAAACAGAAAAGAGAAUCCAACGUGAAGAAGUCAGGCGUGGCAACUCAGACGAAGUUCGUGAGAAUUAUCACAAUAUACUAAGAAAGUAUGAAAAAAUAAAAGGAGACAUCAAGAAUAAUGAAAAAUUAAUUAAGUUCCUUGACUGCGCGAUUCGUCGCAGGUCACGAAGUUUUGCGAAAUUCCAAAGGCUUCUCACUCUUCGUGCCAGAUACUUCUUUGAAAUGCUUUUGUCGCAACGAGGUUACGUUGGUAAGAUGAAAAUCAACCACGAAGAAGAGACCUUAGUUGUUCAGGUGAACGUUGAAAAUGCAGAAGGAGCUAGUACCAAGGAUUCAAAAGCACUCUCCGGUGGAGAGCGGUCGUUUUCUACAAUUUGUUUUAUCAUGGCAUUGUGGGAUGCGAUGGAAGCACCAUUUCGUUGUCUUGACGAAUUUGACGUGUUUAUGGACAUGGUGAAUCGUCGUAUUUCAAUGGGGAUGCUAAUGAAGAUAGCAAAAGAACAAAGACAUCGUCAAUUUAUACUUCUCACACCACAAGACAUGAGCUCUGUAGCUGGCAGCGAACGUGUGCGGCUGUUCCGAUUAAACGACCCCGAACGUGGACAACAGACGCUCUCCUUCCCGACUGCCUAAUUUAUUUUUAAACACAACAACAUUCCUGAAUACACUCCUUCUCUUUUAUCUUUUACGAUUAUUUUUUUUAUGUAAUAUUGGUUUUUUACCUUAAAAAAGUGCUCUUAUAUUGGUUAUUUUCCUAUACACAAGACAAAGCGAAUAUUUUCCGUGAAAUAAAAGAAAAAUGGUGGCUGCAGUUAUUUUCGUUUAUGUUUUGUAAAUAUUGUUUUAUAAGUUUAGCCCGCCGCCAUUUUCUUGUGUCCCAUACCCCAAUCUAUAUAUGCCCACCCAGUGACCACUCCUAACGAGAUCCCGAGCCUCGCCCACCAUCCUGUCUAAAUAGUGUGAAAUUGUUUUAGUUGUAUAUUUUUUGCAUAACUUUUUUAUCGACAUAAAUGUUUACCUUGUAAAAACGUUACUAAAACUUUA